ACACUGAUCACACUGCACAUUUGCACAAUAAUAUACCAGGACAAAACAAUACCUGUAAUAUAACAUUAUUAAAAUUGGUUUAGAAGAAACACAGAAAUAACCUGUAAAAACAUGCAUAGAAUAGUACAUUUCGAUUUGAAAGGAGCCCCAUUAAAAGUUCAAUAUUUGGAACAGGUUAUUAUCCAAAUUAAAUCAUGGGGAGCGACUGGUGUAUUGUUCGAGUGGGAAGACACCUUCCCAUAUACUGGAGACUUGCAGAUCGUUGGGAGCAUAGCCAAUGCUGGAGGAGAUGGUCUUUACAGUAUAGAGGAAACCAGACAUCUCCUUGAUUUUGCCAACCAAAAUGGAUUAGUUCCUAUUCAGUUAGUUCAAACUAUAGGGCACCUGGAAUUUGUCUUAAAACAUCCAGCAUUUAGGAACUACCGAGAGACACAACGGUCACCAGCAGUUCUCUGUCCUAGCCAACCCCAAUCUUUACAAAUUGUGAAGGCUAUGGUCAACCAGGCUUUAGAUUUGCAACCAGAUGCAAAAUAUUUUCAUAUUGGGGCUGAUGAGGUAUGGCAUACAGGCGUAUGUCGUGAAUGUCAAGAGAGAGCGGCAAGGAGUGAGUACAGAUUGUCUUCCCUAUUUUUGGAGCACAUACAACAAUUAGUCUUAUUCAUUAAGCAGAAAAGACCAGAAUUGACGGUUCUGAUGUGGGAUGACAUGCUAAGGACGAUACGUCUUGAUACAUUGUUGGCAUACAAACUAGGUGAACUUGUGGAGCCCGUCAUCUGGAAUUACAGUGCAAUGGAGUACUUUCAAAUAGAGUCAGACUUGUGGAGUAAUUAUAAAAAAUUGUUUCCAAAAGUCUGGGCUGGGUCUGCCUUCAAAGGAGCUAAUGGCAGUUGUCAGAUGUUAUCCCCGGUGUGUCGCUACGUGAGCAACCAUGAGGCCUGGAGGCGCGAGUUCAAGAAGUGUGGACCUAAUAUUAACUUCGCUGGAGUCAUCCUGACUGGCUGGUCCAGAUACGACCAUUACGCUACGCUGUGCGAACUGUUGCCGGUGUCAUUGCCAAGUCUGUCGAGCUGUCUGAAAGUGUUGGCCAAGAGUGACGAUUCUCAGGAGGUGGGGUCGAGCGACGUAUUGCCGACCGCGCAGUGGGCUGGCGAGCAGCUCGCGCGCUGCGUGCACUCCCUCGCCAUCCUGCGGGAGAGAGCCUUCUCCUUCGUGCACGGAGAGCACGUGACGACCUGGAUGAACCCGUGGCAGCUGGAGAGGAACUACACGAAUCCGGCACACCUGGAAACUAUAGCCCGGGACGCGGGAGUAUUGCAGUCAGAGCUGAGUUCGUUGCAAGCGAACCUGGAGGUUCAAUUGCCGAAGUUGACCGGCCCCAGGAGCACCGAGGAGUGGUUGGCCACGAACGUGACGCCGGCUCUGCGUCAAGUGGCCGACCUGCACCGCGUGGCCCACGAGAGGCUGAACGCGGCCGCCGGGAUCUCGCCCCUACGAACACAUAACGAUGGAUGAUGCGGUCUGCCCUGUUCAACUCUUAUAUAUAGCUAGUUUCCAGUAGAUCAUUCCAUUUUGGACUGGUGGUAGGACCUCUUGUGAGUCCGUGCGGGUAGGUACCACCGCCCUGCCUAUUUCUGCCGUGAAGCAGUAAUGUGUUUCGGUUUGAAGGGUGGGGCAGCCGUUGUAACUAUACUUGAGGCCUUAGAACUUAUAUCUCAAGGUGGGUGGCGCAUUUACGUUGUAGAAGUCAAUGGGCUCCGGUAACCACUUAACAUUAAGUGGGCUGUGAGCUCGUCCACCAAUCACCACCAUAUCAGUCACCAGACAAUGGCGAACCGGCCGUCAAUUUUCAAGGAGGAAAAUAUGCCCUCCUUUUUGUGUCAUGUUUUUUUUCGUCAAUUUUAUGGCAUAUAUAUUUUAAUGGCAAUUUCAUUCCGUGACUUGAUAUCUGUGUGCUUCCAAAAUUCGAACAAACUAUCAGUAACUUCCCCGCCGUUUUGUUGAAAGAAUUAAUGAAGAUUGUUAGAAUAAAAUAACUUUUGAAAUUGGUUAAAAAGUCGAGAUUCAAAGGCCGUAAUAAUUUGCGACUAAAUAUAUUUUUUUCUGUGAAUCAAACACUGAUCACAUAUUGUUGUUAUUUUAAUGAUUUGUUCCCUGAUCGUGUUGAGGCUGAUACACUUCUUGGCGCGUCAGAGAAGGCUUUCGUCACCGCACUAAAAACGAUAGAUGGCGCGUGAGUAGUUACAACAAAUUCCUAUAGUUCGUUCAUUUCCAGAUGGUGGCACAGUCCAAUAUUAUUUAAGUAACGCAAAACAAAUACACAGUUCUCAUAUUUUUUCGGUAUCAUAUCAAGUGGUGAAAGGUGAAAACAUUACAAGAGAGCCAUUUAAAGAUUAAAAUUUGGAAAAAAAUUAAACAAAACCUCAGCUAUUUGAAUAGUGUAAGCUUAAUCGAAAUUCAUUUAAAAACAUCGAAUUGUUGAUACUAAUACUAGAUAAAACGGACCUUAAUUACAAAGAUAAAUCUCGCUUAUUAAGCGAAAUGUCGCUUAAGCCAAAUAUGCUUUCACUCGUCCAUAUAAUUGUUUGUCUCUAGCAAAAAAAAGAAACCACUGGGUGUAUAAAAUGGAAGAUUUCUAUUAAAUUUCAAAUUCAACGUUGUUUUAAUAUUAGGGGGGAAUGCGACAAAUUCAAAUUCAAAAUCAUUUAUUUCAACUUAGAUGUCAGUAUGACACACUUGUUGAAUGUCAAAAUAAAAAUAACAAUGUUAACUCUACCACCGGUUCCAAAAAAAGCCACAGUCCUGAGAAGAACCGGCGAAACAAACUCAGCGGGCUUUUUUUUUUGUUUUUUCUCAAAAUAUUUCCUUUUUUUUUUAAAUAAAUAAAAGUAUUUACAAUAAUAACCAGUCAAAAAAUACAAUUUAAAUAAUAAUAAUAAUAAUGCCAAUAAACCUGAUAUUGUGAUAAUAGAUCGAUCUGCGCGUCGAGCAGUGUUGGUUGAUGUCACCAUUCCUCAUGACGAGAACCUCGUGAAGGCAGAAAUGGACAAAUUAAUAAAAUAUUUAGACCUGGCCCACGAGACUACCGCCAUGUGGCAUGUUGAUUCAACCAUCAUUGUUCCAAUAGUUGUGUCGGUACACGGCUUGAUAGCGAAAAGUUUCGAUCAACAUCUUAAGAAAUUUUCGUUAUCCAGCUGGGUUAAGGGCCUAAUACAGAAAGCAGUUAUCCUCGAUACUGCACGCAUUGUGAGGAGGUUUCUCACUCUGGAGUCCUAACCACUGGUGGCUUGUGUCGUAGACACCGCCUUGUUUCAAAAUAUUUUUUUCAAAAAUUUUACUCAAAGUAGGUAGUACUGAAAUGGGCCUAAAGUUAGAGGGGUCAAAAGUACUACCAGAUUUAAACAAACUAUAUUUCAUUAGAUCAGGAAAUACAUAUACAAUACACCACAAUCAAUACAGUCAUUAAAUAUUGUAGCAAGGUAAGGUGCGAUUAUAUCAAUAAUGGAUUUUAUAACCUUAAUUGAAAUUCCCCAUAAAUCACCAGUUUUCUUAAUAUUAAUGAGCUUGAAAUUGUCAAUUAUGUCCUUUAUAUCAAUAUUUGUGAACUUAAAGUUAACACUGCAUUUAUCAACAUGAUCUUGCAGUAAUGAUUCGGCGACGGUAGGAGAUGAAAUUAAAGAUUUUGUAGUAGAAGCUGGGAUAUCAGCAAAGUAGUGCUCAAAGGCACUGGCCACUUCUUGAUGAGAAGUUAUUAUUCUAUCAUUGAUUUUCAAAGUUAAUUCAGCAUUGCUGUUUCUGACAUUCCCAGUCUCCCUAUUAAUGAUAUUCCAAGUCAUUUUAAUGUUGUCAGGUGCAUUUUUUAUAAGAUUGCCUAAGUGCAAUGACUUGGCCAAUGUACAGAAUUUUUUAAACAGCUUGGAAUAUUUAGAGACAUACUCAUGAAAUGACUUAUUAUGAUUAUAUGAUUUUUCAUGAUAGAGAUCAUAUAAUCUCUGCCUACUUUUGUGAAUUCCAACAGUCGCCCAUUCAUUGAAUGAUCUUUUAUUAUGUAAGAUCAGAGUUUUAGAAGUAAAGAUGGCACUAAAUUCAGAAUUAAUAACAUUAAAUAAAUCCAUGUAAUGAACAUUAGGAUCUUCACUAUAACAAACAUUCGAAAUUUUUGACAAAACUUUACUUCUAAGCUUCUCCAAACGUCUAAUAUUAAUAGGAACAAACGGCAGGUUUCUUGUACUAUUAACAUCUGAAACAGAUUUAAUUUUAAAAGAUAACAAUUGUCCACUGUGAUCUGAACUUAAAUGAUUAAUAAUGCAUUUAUGUAAAGGUUUUACAUUUGUGAAAAUAUUAUCUAUACAGGUUGCCGAUGUGGUAGUUAUUCUUGUAGGCUCUGAAAAUAAAUUGCUACGGUUAUAUGAUUUUAACAAUGUUCUGAAUCUAAUAGUGGCAUUUGUAUUUUCUAAUAAAUUUAUAUUAAAAUCACCACAGAUAAAAAUAUGUUUAUCAGAAACAGAAAGCUUUAAUAAAACACGUUCCAUUAUAUUUUCAAAAGAAUCAUAUAACGAAUUCGAGGGCCUGUACACACUUACUACAAUGAAUCGCUCAAGCUCUACACAGGCCAUUUCAAUAAUCCGUUCCACAGAGAGGGUCACAAUGUCUCUACGUUCCUUACAUUUAUAAUCCUUAUUAACAAUGAUCAGUGAGCCACCUCGUAUAGCAUCCCUAUGCUAGUUUAUUUUAAAAUGAUUAAAGAAAAGCUUAAUAUUAACUUUCUUAAACGGUAAGUGAACUUACUUGUCUAAAUAAUUUUAAAAUCGUGUGACUGUACCCUUGAUGCUACUCGCCGUGGCCGCGGUCUUACGUUUUGUCUGAUCAUCGUGGACUGAUAAUCAUCCUUCGAACAAUUGCAUUUGUUCUGUUCCUUUGGGAGUCAGAUAUGGAGGCAAACCUCUCAGUAACCAUUCCCGGUGGCAGAACUCUUCUUGCGUUUUUGUUCGCUAUCCAUGGUUCUGGUAUCUCCCAAUGUAUUGCAGCAGCUACUUGCUCGAUACAACACCAAUUGGCAUUGCUUCCUGCAAUAGCUUGCUUAUAUAGUUGGUAUUCCAUAAGAUAUGAGGCACCAAACGUUAAGACAGAAUUUGCAUUUGCUGACUUUGGUCUAAUAAUUAGACUCGUCCAGCGUGCGUUCUGCUCGAUGUUCUCAUCAGUCGGUACUGACUUGAUGAGUUGGACUCCGUCUCCCUCAAUCGUUAAUGCGUCAACUUUGACUUUUUCGUUUCGGAAUGUAGGACAUCCCAUGAAAUAGUCACUGACCCUUUGUAACAGGUGAACGUUAAGACGUGUUCCUCCAAUGGUCUCGUCGAAAUGGUUCGCGGUUAUACAGAACGAAUUCAGUAAAACACGCACCUCCUCUUUCCGAGCUCCUAUUGGUCCAAAGUACCCACACAUUGCGCGAGUUGCUUUGGUAUUCUGGGGUAGCACCCUGAAGUUUGGCACUGGGUGUGCCGCUUCUGAUGAUUCUGCCAUUAGCACAUCUCCACAAAUACCUAUUGAGGGUAUCUCUUCGUAGAGGUUGUGCGAUGCGUCAUCUACAGCAUUUGAGUGAUAACCACCACUACCUUGUACAACUGUCACUGGAAGUUGAUGAUUUGCAAGGUACACAGUUUUACCUGUAGCAUCAUUAACUUCACCAAUUCCGUUUAGGAACAGAUAUACUGGCUGCGGUAUGUUAUACUCGUGUUGCAUGACAGCUUUGUAGAACUCCAGUUCUUGGAAGGUCAAGUUUGUGUUUCCACGCUUGGCCUUAAUAUCCAACAAACGUGCCCAUAACAUAGCUGUUGUAUAGUACAUUAGCAUGCCUUUGGUCAUUUGUUUGUUGAGAUUUUGGUCGUCUCCAAUGGAAGAGUAGACCUCUUCGACAAUUUCAGGUAAUCUUGCGAAGUUGGCGUGAUUUCCUGGUUGACGUUUAGCUCCCUGACGGCCACAUCAAUUCCAAAUACGGAAUCAGCCUACAUAGGACUGUUCUUGAGUGGAGUUGGUUUUGCGGCUUUGUCGAGCGCUGAUGGCGGGGUCACUUCUAAUGAAGUGGGUCCUUUCGCCUUUCUUUGUGGGGCAGACUUCUUUCCUACCUUAGCAGGAUCGAAUUUGUCUGGUUUCCCUCUAUAGCCUGGAGCUAUCUUUUUAAUCUCUUCUUGAGAGUAAAUUUUUUUUUCUUGUUGUUGAUUCAUUUUCAAAAUAUUCUCUUUAGCAUUCGGCGUAGAAUAAACAGCGCUAUGAUUCUAUAAAAUUUCACUUUAGUAUUAUGAAUGCCAAAGAUGAAUUUUAUGUUUUCAUUUCAAUAAAAGCUAUGUAGAGUGAAUUAUGUAUGCUUAUACCCAUCUCUGUCUAUACUUUACCGGUUACCGUACCGAAGAGUUUGAUGAACUAAUAAAACUAACAUAGUUAGUCCACUGAAGCUCUCGUCGAAACUUUUCAGUGGGUCGAGAUAAUUUCAUUGCAUAUUUGAUCUUGGGUUGAUCGUGUUCACACUGUUAAGUCAAUGGAUAAUGACAUUAUAAAUAUCAGACGACAGACAAAACGCUUAUGGAAAUGUGAAAAGACUAAGUUACCAUUUCUAUUAAGUGUUUCGCAUGCCUGUUAACAUUUUCAGGUCUCAUCAGUCGGUACUGACUUGAUGAGUUGGACUCCGUCUCCCUCAAUCGUUAAUGCGUCAACUUUGACUUUUUCGUUUCGGAAUGUAGGACAUCCCAUGAAAUAGUCACUGACCCUUUAUAACAGGUGAACGUUAAGACGUGUUCCUCCAAUGGUCUCGUCGAAAUGGUUCGCGGUUAUACAGAACGAAUUCAGUAAAACACGCACCUCCUCUUUCCGAGCUCCUAUUGGUCCAAAGUACCCACACAUUGCGCGAGUUGCUCUGGUAUUCUGGGGUAGCACCCUGAAGUUUGGCACUGGGUGUGCCGCUUCUGAUGAUUCUGCCAUUAGCACAUCUCCACAAAUACCUAUUGAGGGUAUCUCUUCGUAGAGGUUGUGCGAUGCGUCAUCUACAGCAUUUGAGUGAUAACCACCACUACCUUGUACAACUGUCACUGGAAGUUGAUGAUUUGCAAGGUACACAGUUUUACCUGUAGCAUCAUUAACUUCACCAAUUCCGUUUAGGAACAGAUAUACUGGCUGCGGUAUGUUAUACUCGUGUUGCAUGACAGCUUUGUAGAACUCCAGUUCUUGGAAGGUCAAGUUUGUGUUUCCACGCUUGGCCUUAAUAUCCAACAAACGUGCCCAUAACAUAGCUGUUGUAUAGUACAUUAGCAUGCCUUUGGUCAUUUGUUUGUUGAGAUUUUGGUCGUCUCCAAUGGAAGAGUAGACCUCUUCGACAAUUUCAGGUAAUCUUGCGAAGUUGGCGUGAUUUCCUGGUUGACGUUUAGCUCCCUGACGGCCACAUCAAUUCCAAAUACGGAAUCAGCCUACAUAGGACUGUUCUUGAGUGGAGUUGGUUUUGCGGCUUUGUCGAGCGCUGAUGGCGGGGUCACUUCUAAUGAAGUGGGUCCUUUCGCCUUUCUUUGUGGGGCAGACUUCUUUCCUACCUUAGCAGGAUCGAAUUUGUCUGGUUUCCCUCUAUAGCCUGGAGCUAUCUUUUUAAUCUCUUCUUGAGAGUAAAUUUUUUUUUCUUGUUGUUGAUUCAUUUUCAAAAUAUUCUCUUUAGCAUUCGGCGUAGAAUAAACAGCGCUAUGAUUCUAUAAAAUUUCACUUUAGUAUUAUGAAUGCCAAAGAUGAAUUUUAUGUUUUCAUUUCAAUAAAAGCUAUGUAGAGUGAAUUAUGUAUGCUUAUACCCAUCUCUGUCUAUACUUUACCGGUUACCGUACCGAAGAGUUUGAUGAACUAAUAAAACUAACAUAGUUAGUCCACUGAAGCUCUCGUCGAAACUUUUCAGUGGGUCGAGAUAAUUUCAUUGCAUAUUUGAUCUUGGGUUGAUCGUGUUCACACUGUUAAGUCAAUGGAUAAUGACAUUAUAAAUAUCAGACGACAGACAAAACGCUUAUGGAAAUGUGAAAAGACUAAGUUACCAUUUCUAUUAAGUGUUUCGCAUGCCUGUUAACAUUUUCAGGUCUCAUCAGUCGGUACUGACUUGAUGAGUUGGACUCCGUCUCCCUCAAUCGUUAAUGCGUCAACUUUGACGUUUUCGUUUCGGAAUGUAGGACAUCCCAUGAAAUAGUCACUGACCCUUUAUAACAGGUGAACGUUAAGACGUGUUCCUCCAAUGGUCUCGUCGAAAUGGUUCGCGGUUAUACAGAACGAAUUCAGUAAAACACGCACCUCCUCUUUCCGAGCUCCUAUUGGUCCAAAGUACCCACACAUUGCGCGAGUUGCUCUGGUAUUCUGGGGUAGCACCCUGAAGUUUGGCACUGGGUGUGCCGCUUCUGAUGAUUCUGCCAUUAGCACAUCUCCACAAAUACCUAUUGAGGGUAUCUCUUCGUAGAGGUUGUGCGAUGCGUCAUCUACAGCAUUUGAGUGAUAACCACCACUACCUUGUACAACUGUCACUGGAAGUUGAUGAUUUGCAAGGUACACAGUUUUACCUGUAGCAUCAUUAACUUCACCAAUUCCGUUUAGGAACAGAUAUACUGGCUGCGGUAUGUUAUACUCGUGUUGCAUGACAGCUUUGUAGAACUCCAGUUCUUGGAAGGUCAAGUUUGUGUUUCCACGCUUGGCCUUAAUAUCCAACAAACGUGCCCAUAACAUAGCUGUUGUAUAGUACAUUAGCAUGCCUUUGGUCAUUUGUUUGUUGAGAUUUUGGUCGUCUCCAAUGGAAGAGUAGACCUCUUCGACAAUUUCAGGUAAUCUUGCGAAGUUGGCGUGAUUUCCUGGUUGACGUUUAGCUCCCUGACGGCCACAUCAAUUCCAAAUACGGAAUCAGCCUACAUAGGACUGUUCUUGAGUGGAGUUGGUUUUGCGGCUUUGUCGAGCGCUGAUGGCGGGGUCACUUCUAAUGAAGUGGGUCCUUUCGCCUUUCUUUGUGGGGCAGACUUCUUUCCUACCUUAGCAGGAUCGAAUUUGUCUGGUUUCCCUCUAUAGCCUGGAGUUAUCUUUUUAAUCUCUUCUUGAGAGUAAAUUUUCUUUUCUUGUUGUUGAUUCAUUUUCAAAAUAUUCUCUUUAGCAUUCGGCGUAGAAUAAACAGCGCUAUGAUUCUAUAAAAUUUCACUUUAGUAUUAUGAAUGCCAAAGAUGAAUUUUAUAUUUUCAUUUCAAUAAAAGCUGUGUAGAGUGAAUUAUGUAUGCUUAUACCCAUCUCUGUCUAUACUUUACCGGUUACCGUACCGAAGAGUUUGAUGAACUAAUAAAACUAACAUAGUUAGUCCACUGAAGCUCUCGUCGAAACUUUUCAGUGGGUCGAGAUAAUUUCAUUGCAUAUUUGAUCUUGGGUUGAUCGUGUUCACACUGUUAAGUCAAUGGAUAAUGACAUUAUAAAUAUCAGACGACAGACAAAACGCUUAUGGAAAUGUGAAAAGACUAAGUUACCAUUUCUAUUAAGUGUUUCGCAUGCCUGUUAACAUUUUCAGGUUUUUAAAGCUAUAAAGUCCGCAGUAGUCGAAAUUCUACUACAAUUAAUUGGAAUUGUAAGUUUGUACACUAUUAUGAUUGUAUUUUAUACUUCUAUAAUUACAAAUUUCGCCAAGGCUACACUAUAAAAAAUAUUUAUAAAGGCAAACAAUAUUUAAUCUAUUCUCAAUUUGACCACAGACGUCAAGAACAAAAGUUCGACAAUAAAUAGUACGCAAUAUGCAUGCGUGUGUGCGUCAAAUACAUGGUAUGUAGUGUGUGUAAUGUUUUCUUUAUUGAUUAAAUGUAUCUUUUAUGCAUUAUUUAAAAAAACAUUAGCUUUAUGCACUCCUUCUCUAUCUUCUCUAUAAGUGUGGGAAAUUUCAUACUCCUCCGUCCGCGCAAUUUUCGUAAAAAGGGAUACAAAGUUUUUGCUUCACGUAUUAAUAUAUAGAUAGCUUCCCUUCAGUUUUUGUUUGAGGGAAGCGUGUAGGAUUGCCCACUGAGUUUUGAUUCGGCUUCGGAUCCGGUGGUAGAUUCUGCGAUGCCCUGCACUUGCUAGGGUUAGUGUUAGUAAAUUCUCUCAGGUUGAGCCCGUGAGCUCACCUACCCGUUCGCGUGAAGUUGAAGUAGCCCCUUAGGCUACCAGCGAAUAGGCAGGGGAAAAAGCCUCGAUAUAAGCCAGGGGUAUACAGUGACGUCAUUGUAUAUGUUCAAAGCUAAUAAAAGUGUCAGUUUAUUUUUUUGUAUCAAGUAUCAAAAUAAAAAGUUUGUUUAUUAACAAAAGCUGAAAGCUAGCUAUGAGAUACACUUUUUUAUAUGGCACACAAUACACCUAUACAACCUAAAAAAAAAGAUACACAUAAAAAUAACAUAAAAAUCAAUGUGCUUGCUCUAUAAUGCUAAAAUAACAUGAUAACGAAAAACAACCCUUCUUUAAAUUCAUUUUUUAAAUAACAAGUUUAUAUUUAAAAAAAAAUGUAUGAGGAAACGUUAUUGUAAAAAUUAUUGUUCUUCAAUGUACGGCCACAAUGGUUUUCCUUUGCUAUUUGGUCUCAUUAUUUUCCGAAUAUUUAAUCAUUUGACUGUGGAUUGUUUUAAAUUAAUGAAUAAAUUAUGCAAACAAAUAAAGAAGUUGAUUGGUAUAA
This is a messenger RNA of Bombyx mori (domestic silkworm), 10672 nucleotides long. RefSeq names its product hexosaminidase D. The coding region runs from base 112 to 1512 and encodes 466 amino acids. The transcript is spliced from 11 exons. NCBI's taxonomy places the organism in Eukaryota, Metazoa, Arthropoda, Insecta, Lepidoptera, Bombycidae. The record is from RefSeq and is a predicted model, not a curated record. Gene Ontology annotation, molecular function: hexosaminidase activity.